Molecule: messenger RNA, 3015 nt
Organism: Trichoplusia ni (cabbage looper)
Lineage: Eukaryota; Metazoa; Arthropoda; Insecta; Lepidoptera; Noctuidae
Product: MKRN2 opposite strand protein
Exons: 4
Coding region: 203-847 (214 amino acids)
Source: RefSeq, a predicted model, not a curated record
GCGAGAGUCAAGUUGUGAAAGGUGGACAAUGGAGGAGUCCUUACGAGGUUCUUAUUAGGCUUUGCUAGGUCGAUAAGUUGUUCAGUUCUUAUCUCAUUUAAUGUAUUAGUUUGCUCAAUAAACCUAGGAUAGUCAAAGAUUGUGUUCAUAUAAUAAAAAGUGAACGUUUAAUUGAAAAUUCAGCUGUAUUCUUUGUGUGAAAAUGGAUCCGGGAAUUCUUUGUUUCCACCAUUGUGAUAACAAAGUAUUUUGCACAAUAAUACCUGAAAACUGUCCGGUAUGUCAACAAAAACUGGAUAGAUAUGACUAUAACCUGCUGCCUUUCAGGGUACCUUACCCCUUCGUUAAAGCCUCGCAACAUCCCCGUGCAAUAGUAAUGAAGCCUACCCAUGGAGAUUUUCUCAACGACUACUAUAAUUCCAAAGAUUUACACAUAGGUGUGACUAACUCUCAAGGCUCUGUUGUGGAGUUUAGUGAAGAAGGGAUACAAGGUUUGGACCCAAUUACGAAGAAAUGGAGCAACUGUGAGACCAGUGCUGACUGGGACCAGUGUCUGCUCUUAGAGCAGUUUGAUGAGCUAUGGAAUGAGAUAUGGGAUAGUGUUCUGCUCAAGAUUAGUCUGAGCCCUCUGUGGGAGGCUCAUAGAUACAACGAAGAGAGACACAAUUGCUUCACUUUUGUACUUGCAUUCCUGCGAGCUCUUGACUGUGGGGAACUCUCUGAGAAGGCUCGAGACCCCAAGCUUUUCUGCAAACAAUAUGUUGUUCCAAGAACAUCAGCAGCCGGGAAGUACAUUUCACUCUACAGGCAACUUAAAAGGCAAAACUAUUUCAUACAAAACCAAUGAUAGCCUAUGUAAAUUAAUAAUUUAUUUGUUUCUAUAUAUUUAUUUACUAAUUAUUCAGUAUUAACUGUGAUGUUUUAUAUUUAGGUAUAAGACUUUUAAAUUGAAGUGCAUUUAAUUUAGACCAAAUGAGGAUUUAAUUUCUGAUUACUUUUUAUAUGUUAUCUUUGAGGUAGACAUAUUUAUUUCUGUAUUUAAUAUUGUUUUGAGGGGUUUUGGAGGGAUUUUCUCUUAUAUAAAUAUGUAUCUGUAUUUAAAAGUCUGUCUGCACACAGUAUUAAACAGACAGGCUUUAUUGAUAAUAAAUAUUAAGGGGAACUAUUGUAAUAAUAUUUACAUCACAACAGGAAAGAAACGAGUCAGUGUGGCUGUGUGUGUAAAUAUGUUUGUAUAAGUGUCUAUUACGAUGUAACAACUCACCAAUAUUGCCUUUUACACAUAACACACACAAAUUUUCUAUGACCUUGUCUUGCCAAUUUGUAACUGUUAGUGUAUAUCAUGACAGGAUAUGCAACAUAGGUAUUAAUAUAAUGACCAGUGGCAUUGCCUAUCUCUGUAGAGUAAUGAGAUGUCACAUAUCCAUUUUAAUACAUUAUUUAUCAACAAUUUAUAUCUUCCAACAUAUAGUUUACUUACUUGCAAACUUACUGUAAUGACUUAAUUUGGUGGCUGUAAUAAUGGAAUUACAUGUAACAUAGCUGUCAAUUACUGUUUUCUAUACAUUUACAUAACACUAAUUCAAUAUUAAUAGGUACUCCAUCAGAUAUCAUCUUCCAUAGUUGCUAGAAUGUAAUAUGCCAAUGUUGUAGAAUAAAUGUACUUGAGAGUCUCAGUACCUUGCACAAUUAUUAUUGUUAGCAAAGAAACUAAACUGUGUACCUUCGCGACCGUGUCACGAAUCUACUUAUAAUUUACUUGCAGUUCGAUCUCAUUUUGUGUUACUGCAGAUGAAUACUAAUUGCGCUUAUGUACUUUUUACGAAUUUAUGAAACAAUGAGAUUUUUAUACUCAUAUUUCUUUUGUGACGUACAUUUUUAUUGCAUCAGUAUUUGUUUUAUAAUUCUUCUUUCUUAAACUGCAAAUAUUUGUGUAACUGAGACUUAAGGAUGUUGUGGAAGUGAAUUUAACAAUAGAUGUUUAUCGAAGUGUGUAGUGGUCUGUAUUGGAAUUGCUUCAAUGUGAAUAGGAUUUGAGCUUUACUCCUAACAUAAGCUUGGUCAAAGACUUACAAUUAACGUUCUAGGUUGUGGCGUAAACUGAAAUUAGUAUCUACAGUCGAAGGGGAUAUUGACACCUGUGAUGUAUUAAAUAUUAUGUAUUUUUCAUAAUUUGAAAUUAUACAGGUUCGUUAUAAUUUAUUGUAUUCGAAAAGUCAUCUCCUUCCACUCCAAUGAAAUAAAACUCCACCGUACAUGAGCUAAUGAAUCUUUUGUUUUCCCAUUUUGUGACUUGUGACUACCUAAAUACGAAUCUCUUUGAGUUUUUAAAGCAAUAGUCGCUUUGUAACGAAAAUCGUAGAAUAUCGGAGUCUUGUAUUGCCUCGUGUUCGAAAGGCCUAAUUGAUACUCGAAUAUCUGUGCAUAUCUCAUACUGUCUUGUACUUUGAGCAUUUGUCAACUAAAACUGUGGAUUGUAUUUAUAAGUCUUUGAAAGCUUCAUGCAUGUAUCUACAGUGCGGUACAAAAAUUUAACUUAAUUUAAGAGAAAUUGUUGUGUUAGAAGUCUAUUUAUAUGAGUAUUUAUAUAAAUUAUUUAGUUAUAUCGUCAAAUCUUGCCAUUCAUGCAAUCGGCCUAAGACUUGGUCAAAGAGAAUAACCUCUUUUGACAAAAGAAUCGUAGUUGUUAGUUGCCAUCUAGACAACUAGCAAGUCUUCCCAUAGUAUAUUAUUUAGUGUUAACUUGACACAUGAAACAUUAAGACAUGGUCUGGACCAAAUGUGUAAAUUGCUUUAAAGGGAAUAAAAACCCUUUUAUACUUUCAUUAAAAAUGGAAUGUGGUAUGAGAAGUGCCAGUGAUAGUACUUUUAAAUGAAAUUAGUACAGUACUGUAGAUACAAGCUAUUAGUUCCUACCCUAACCUAUUUGUAUGUAUUGAGACUUGAAUUUUGUAAAGGAUCUCGAAGACAAAAAUUCUAGGUGCUAUGUUUGAAAUAAAGUAUUUGUUAAAUCUA